This is a messenger RNA of Fusarium venenatum, 1725 nucleotides long. RefSeq lists its product as uncharacterized. The record is from RefSeq and is a predicted model, not a curated record. NCBI's taxonomy places the organism in Eukaryota, Fungi, Ascomycota, Sordariomycetes, Hypocreales, Nectriaceae.
AUGAAUCUAAAACUUCUCGAGAAGAUGCGCAGUUCUUGCCCAUCGCGAGCAUCAUUUAUGGAUUUUAUCAACCAUACCGACAACAGUACCACAGCUCUGAGGCGGGAUACUCGCAAAGCUGACGAAACUUCGCCUAUCACCAUCGAGGCCAGGCUCGUAAAGACAGCCCUCGAGGACAUUACAAACACCCAAGUCUCGCGCGACAACAGCGAAAAGCAAGAUGUCGUCAAGGAAAAGCCUUCGGUUUUCUGCGACAAAAUCGCUAAGACUGAGUCUAUUAAGACACCCACUGAAGAGCAAGCCGAUGGUUACUCGUCCCCUUCUAUUGAUGGGGAGGUGUCCCGAAUGAUUGAGGAACCAGCCUCGUCCGCCUAUCGCCACGAGUCUACUGACACGCACUUCAGCGAGCUCCCUAUCAGUGAGGAUUCUAACGGCGAAAUGACGUCUGUUGCCAACGAACGUAUUGAGCUCAAUCCUGAAGCCCCCGUGUUCGCCCAGCAACUGGCAAUCGAGGAGCAGUCUAUCGGAAGCCCUGCUUUUGACGUAAACACCCAAGAUAUUUCGUGCUUUGAUUGUGAACAAGCUGAACAUAUCGAGGAGUCCCACAGCCGUCAGGAGGCCGUUGAACGUCAACAUCUCUAUUACUCUAUGCAUGAGGCAUGGAACAACGAGUCCGUUCCUUUUUACGACAAGCAAACGACUUCUGCCACCGAGGGGUAUCCUCCCAACCAUCAAGAGGCAGCCGAACAUCAGUCUGCCAAUGAUUCUGCGAGCGAGGAUGAAACAGGCGAGCUCUAUCCUAUCAACGACAAAGCGUACGCGCUUACACAAGAAGAGGCUACUGAGAAGCAGUCAACCGAUACCCCUUGCUACGAGACCGUCAACUUCCAGCACCAGCCUGCUUACUACGACUAUCUUGAUACGAUUCUGGAAGAAUCGGAGUCCGAACAUGACGAGGUCACCAAGGCCAAAUUCAUCCAAGAAAACACUACUAACUCCGCUACCUCGUCUCCCUUCGAGAGCUCCGUUACAAGUAGCAACGAAUCAGCUACCAACGAAUCGGGAGUCAUUGAUUCCUACAUCUCUGACAUUUUGGAGAUUAGUACCACGAUCGUCGAUCCAGACAGCCCCAACACGGUGGCCAGUGAGCACUCAAAUGGAGGGGGAAAGAAGCGAAUCAUUCGAUUUGAUCGCAGUGGAGACCUGCAUCUAAAAGUAGGAACAAAUCACUCCCGAAACAUGCUGGUUGACUCUCGAGCACUCGAGCGUGCAUCAGCCAAACUGCACGCUGUCAUCUCUGAGAGCGCUAAAGGCAACGAUGGCGACCAAUGGACCAUUGAAUUUCCUGACGACGACCCAAAGUCGUUUGCUAUCCUUCUGAACCUCAUUCACGCACGUUUCGAAAAGGUUACCGCCAUUGUGACUCUUGACCGGCUCUUUGGUGUAUGCACUCUGGCCAGCAAAUACGACAUGACAAGUGUGCUACGACCUGUCGCCGAAAGGUGGUACAUGUCUGCUAGAACAAUUGAUAUAGGCUCAAUUUUCAAGAUGGCCUUUAUCGCCUGGGAGCUGGGGUUCGCAACCGAUUUUGGUGAGAUUGUUGGAUACAUUACUCACAAUUGUUCCCUGGAUGACGAUUCCGAGUUGGUUUUUGGCCACAACAAGGAACCACUCAAGGAAAACGAAAUUAUGCAGAAACUUCCCAUCAUGAGUAGGCCCUAUUGA